Molecule: messenger RNA, 537 nt
Organism: Pediculus humanus corporis (human body louse)
Lineage: Eukaryota; Metazoa; Arthropoda; Insecta; Psocodea; Pediculidae
Exons: 3
Coding region: 1-537 (178 amino acids)
Biological process (GO): positive regulation of DNA-templated transcription
Cellular component (GO): mediator complex
Molecular function (GO): transcription coregulator activity
Source: RefSeq, a predicted model, not a curated record
AUGGCUGGAACUCCACAUCCUUUUCCACAGGUUUUUCUUCUAAUCAAUCUCCAGCCGGUAACUUCCAAUUCUGUUCCUGUUACUUCUCAGUCAGGUGGUCAAGGUCCUACAGGAGGAGGAAACGGAGGUGCAGGUGACUCCAUAAACAGUUCUCAGUCUAAUACUAGUGGCCCUACUAUUAGAGGAAGUUCAGGAAUGCCAAAUGAUUCAGCUCCACAAACAACUCAAGCUUCCAGGGAUAUCAAUACAGCUAGUUUGUGUAAAAUAGGUCAAGAAACAGUUCAAGAUAUUGUAUCGAGAACACAAGAAAUUUUUCAAACUUUAAAGACUAUACAGAGUUUAAUACCGUUAAAAGAAGAAUGGGAUAUGAAAAGCGAAGAAAGAAAAAAUUCAGAAGCAUAUAGGCAAGCAAGCGAAGAAUGUAAAGAAUUAAUGGAACAAGUUGCAUUAAAAAAUAAACAUUUAAAAGAAAUAGUCGAUCACCUUCGUAGAAUAAUAUGGGAAAUAAACACAAUGCUCGCCAUGAGAAGAUCCUAA